Trifolium pratense (red clover) is the source of this 1141-nucleotide messenger RNA. RefSeq names its product G-type lectin S-receptor-like serine/threonine-protein kinase At1g11330. Lineage: Eukaryota; Viridiplantae; Streptophyta; Magnoliopsida; Fabales; Fabaceae. The record is from RefSeq and is a predicted model, not a curated record. Bases 1 to 786 code for a protein of 261 amino acids. Gene Ontology annotation, molecular function: protein kinase activity. Gene Ontology annotation, biological process: protein phosphorylation. The transcript is spliced from 4 exons.
AUGGCUGAGAUAUCUGUUGACAGAUUUGCAAACAAAAUCACAUCAUCAUCAUUCAUCAAAGACCCUGAAACUCUAAUCUCCAAAGAUGGUAACUUUACCUUUGGAUUCUUUAGCCCAACAAAUUCUUCUACAAACCGCUACGUCGGAAUUUGGUGGAAGUCUCAACUCACAAAUAUAUGGGUGGCUAACAGAAAACAUCCACUGAAUGAUUCUAAUGGGAUUGUCACAAUAUCUGAUGAUGGAAAUCUUGUGGUAUUGAAUGGACAGAAACAAGUAAUUUGGUCAUCAAAUGUUUCCAACAUAGAGUCGAAUAAUACUAGUGUACAUGGCUAUAUGUCUCCUGAAUACGCAAUGCAUGGACAUUUUUCAGAGAAAUCAGAUGUUUUUAGCUUUGGUGUUUUGUUACUUGAGAUCAUUAUUGGUAGAAGAAACUCAAGCUUUUAUGGCAAUGAGCAUGCUCUGAGUCUUUUAGGAUUUGUCUGGAUUCAAUGGAGGGAAGACAAUAUUUUAUCUUUAAUAGAUCCAGAAAUAUAUGAUCAUAAUGAUCAUAAGAAUAUUUUGAUAUGCAUACAUAUAGGACUUUUAUGUGUACAAGAAUCAGCUGUAGACAGACCUACUAUGGCUACAGUAAUUUCUAUGCUCAAUAGUGAGGUUGCAUCUCUUCCUCCUCCAACUGAACCUGCAUUCAUCCUGAGGCAGAAUAUGUCGAAUUCAAAGUCGACUGAAGAAAAUCAAAGCGUGUGUUCCAUUAAUAAUGUCAGUAUUACAGACGUAUGUGGCAGAUAGCACAUUAAGGACAUGAAGCACAACCACUCUUCAGAUUAGGCGUAUCCCUGUGUCGGAAUUGUUUUGGUGUCCGACACCGACACACAUGGUUUCAUUGAAUUAUCUCAUUUUCUUAAAUUCUUGUCGAUGUCGACGUGAAAGUGUCGUGUCUGAUGUCUGUGUCCGUGCUGCAUAGCUAAGGACUGUACUCUUUAUGUGUGCAAGAGCUUGUGAAGGACAGACACAGUAUGGCAUAUAGUGCUUAAUAAUGACUUUAUGUUAUCUUCAAUUCUUCAUUCUCCGCAAAGUUCACACAAUUUUCCAUCCAAUAUUAAUUUAUUCAAGAGUUCAGAUUCAAGUACUACAUUGAAAAUUA